AUGGAUAGUCAUAUGUUUUAUAUAUUCUUGCUAUAUCUUUUUUCUGUGGAAGUACAUAGUGAGUCGGCUUGCCCCACCUUUUUGAAAUGCAGUGAUUGUAUAACUUACGCCUAUGACAACUGUAUUUGGUGUUCGGCGAAAGAACAUGUCGGCAAACGAUGUAUAUCCAAAACGGACGUCGAAGGAUCGUGGUGUACGAAACCCGUCUACGAUCCACAGCCAGACAUCCAAAUAACUAAAAACGACGAUUUCAAAUCAAGUGACGACCCCGCAAGCGCAGUACAGUUGAAGCCUCAAAAAAUAAGCGUAAAAGUUCGUCCAGGCCUCCCAGUUAUAUUUCCCCUCUCGUAUAAACCCGCUAAGGACUAUCCUCUAGAUAUAUACUAUCUGAUAGACGCGUCAUAUACUAUGACAAAGCAUAAGGACAAACUCCAAGAGCAGGGCAUAAAAAUUUAUAAGGAAUUGACGAAGUUAAAUAAUAAUGUUCGAUUGGGAAUGGGCUCUUUUAUCGAAAAGCCUGGCCUGCCUUUUGCUAUUAAAGAGCACUCCGCCGCAUACGCGUACAAAAACAACCUGAAACUAACCACGGACAUGGUAAAAUUCACCGAAGCGGUGGGCAACAUUGAGAUAUUCGGUAACUACGACGACCCCGAAGCCGGCUUCGAUGGUUUGAUGCAGGCGAUGGUGUGCGAGCAGGUCGGCUGGAGGGAGGAAGCGAGACGGAUAAUAGUGUUCAGCACGGACAGUAAUUAUCAUAGUGCUGGCGAUGGGAAGUUCACUGCUGCCUACAGGCCAAACGACUUGCAAUGCCAUCUAGAGGACAAUUCAUACACCAAAGCCCUAGACUACGACUAUCCCUCCGUCAGUCAGAUCAACAAAGUGGCAAUGGAGAACAACAUCAAAAUAAUCUUCACAAUCGUCGGCCAAAGUAUACACCACUAUAAGCCCUUGGAGAAUGAAAUACACGGUGCAAAUGUGAUUGCUCUGAACUCUAGUGAUGUUGUUGGGAUGAUCAUUAAGGAGUAUCAUGAGUUGGUAAGAAAAGUGCUGCUGGAAAGUGAGUUACCACCACACAUGCGUCUCACCGCCGAUCCUGACUGCACACAGAGUAACAAACUUUGUAACCUGCAGAAAAACUCUCUCGACAUGAAACUGACAUUAGUCGUCGAUAAGUGUCUGGAAAAGAGAAAGGAACAGAUCAAAAUCGGCAUAAAUUCACUGAAGCAGAAGCUACUAGUUGAUAUAGAAUUGGAUUGCGAAUGUGAAUGCGAGAAAAAGGGGGAAGGAAAGUCGAAAAUGUGCAACGAAGCCGGCACCUACCAGUGUGGAGUAUGUGCUUGUGAUGACAACAGGUACGGGCCGACUUGUCAAUGCAGCGGGUCGAAGGAUGCUACCGACACCGACAAGUACAAGUGUAACUACCAGAACGAAACACAACCGUGUAGCGGUCGAGGAACUUGCAGAUGCGGCAAAUGCGAGUGCCGACCCGGCUUCUCGGGCGAGUGGUGUGAGUUUGACGACGGGAGCUGCGCGCGGCCCGGCGGCUUGCUGUGCGCCGGCCACGGCCGCUGCGAGUACGCCAGGUGCCGCUGCGACGCCGGCUGGAACACCACGGCCUGCCGCUGCCCCGAACACAACAGGGGCUGUGUGGCGCCGCACUCCGACGAGGUAUGCUCCGGCAAUGGCGAGUGUGACUGCGGACAGUGCAAGUGCCUUACAGACGGCUGUUCCGGACAGUUCUGCGAGAGAUGCAACACCAACAGUCCGAAACUGUGCAAGCAACUGGAAGACCCCGUGCUAUGCAUCAAGUCUGAGGAACGCUGCGAUGAAAAAUACAAGCAGCUCCUAGACUAUGAAGUGUACAAAAUAAAUCGCGACGAAUUCGACUCCGAAGUCGAGCAUAUUAACGCCCAAAGAUGCUACAAAGUGUUGAAGAAUGCGACAAUAAUAGUAUUUAAAGUUAACGUACAAACUGUCCCGCCCGUUAUAUUGAUUCAGGAAGAAUUGGAUUCGCCGUCGAAAGCUCUUAUAUGGAUUGCCGUCGGGAGUGCGAUCGGGCUGGUCAUCCUAAUCGGACUCCUGACCGUCGUAAUCUGGAAGUACCUGAUCGACCUGCACGACGCGAGAGAAUACAAGAAGUUCGAGACCCUGGCCAAAAAAGAUGGUUACGACGUAGCUGAAAACCCUCUGUACAUGUCUCCGCUAGUCGACGUCCGGAACCCGGCGUAUCACGAAAAUUAAUAUGAAUACGUAAAAUAAGUUUUACAAAUUAUUGCAUAUUAAAUAAAAAAAACAACGAAACAUUAUUUAAAAAAAAAUGAAAAAAAAGAACACUAAAAAAACAACACAACCGAGUACGCAAAAACCGAUCCGAGCGAUAGAAACCCGCGGGUCGAGUGUCCUUUUCUAAUGACACAAUCGCAAAUCGAAACACGACAAUAGCAAGAUGUCAGAUAAGGGCACACAGCACACACCGGACUCCU
This is a messenger RNA of Aricia agestis (brown argus), 2483 nucleotides long. Its product is annotated as integrin beta-1-A-like. The coding region runs from base 1 to 2241 and encodes 746 amino acids. Lineage: Eukaryota; Metazoa; Arthropoda; Insecta; Lepidoptera; Lycaenidae. The transcript has 9 exons. Gene Ontology annotation, molecular function: integrin binding. The record is from RefSeq and is a predicted model, not a curated record. Gene Ontology annotation, cellular component: focal adhesion; integrin complex; cell surface. Gene Ontology annotation, biological process: cell adhesion mediated by integrin; integrin-mediated signaling pathway; cell migration.